ACAAUACAGACUUUACACCUUUAAUGGAAUUAACACAACAUGUAAUAUAAUAUAUAAUAUAAUAUAUAAUUAUUGCAUUUGUUUGGUUAAUACAAUAACUGUCCUGAAAGGGUUAACUUUCCUACAUGCAGUAUAGAGAACUAAGCAAGGAAGGGGUUAAUUGAUGUGCAGACUCCAGUUUAAAUGUCUGGUUAAAGGGCAUGAAUGUAAAGUGUGUAGCUGGCAGCCUGCAGUAUGCUCAGAGCUCUCCCACCUGUGCUGCAGGAUUGGAUGAUCUGGUCAUAUGGUCGCUGAUCACGUGCUGAAGGCUGCUCAGUUAAAAAAAAAAGAAAAAGAAAAAGAAAAUGGGGUUUUGUGUAAAUCUGGGGGUUUAAUGUUCUCAUAUAUCAAGUUACCUCGUAAAAACCGACACUGAAGCUACCGGACAACAAAUCACAGGCCUAGAAUAUGAGUUCCUCGUAUUAUGUCAAUGCUCUGUUCAGCAAAUACACAGCUGGGGCUUCCCUGUUCCAGAACCCAGAGUCUACUUCUUGCUCCUUUGCCACCAACUCCCAGAGAAGCAGCUAUGGAGCCGGUGCCUUCCCCUCGCCCGCCCUGUACAGCAGCAGCAGCGGCAGCAGCCUGUACCAGUUCCCCUCCGGCUACAGCCUGGGCUCGGACACCUAUAACCUGCACUGCUCCAGCUAUGAUCAGCACAUUCCUGUCCUCUGCAAUGACCUCGCUAAAGCCACCGGCUGUGACAAAGCGGACGACCCCAGCCUGCUGCACCCCCAGUCUGACUGCAACCUCCGCAUAUACCCCUGGAUGAGGUCUGCAGGUGCUGAUAGGAAGAGGGGUCGCCAGACUUAUACCCGUUACCAAACCCUUGAACUGGAGAAAGAAUUCCAUUUUAACCGCUACUUGACUCGCAGACGCAGGAUAGAGAUUGCUCACGCCCUGUGCCUGACAGAAAGGCAGAUAAAAAUCUGGUUUCAGAACAGGAGAAUGAAAUGGAAGAAAGAACACAAAGUAGAAAAUGGUUCUGCACCAGAUACAAGAGAUGAAACCACAGAAGAAAGUGCAGCAACAUCUGAAGAGAAAGCUAAAGAGAGUGAAUAAACUGAACUGCCAUUGCCUGAAGCAAUUUGUUCUCUGUGUAUUUGCACGUGACUGUUGUUUUGUGAAAGUUUUUUUUUUUUUAGAUUUGAUCUAAAUUUCAUUUUUUUUUUAUUAUUAUCAUUGGUAACUUGAAACAGGGCCAUAUUAGACCAAAAUCUGACAGUUUAUGGAAAUGUGAUCAAAUCUGCAAAAUAAAAACUUUAUAUGGACAUUUAUAUUUAUGCACAAGUCGCUCUAAACCAAAAUUUGUUUCAGAGAUCAGAUAUUCAGUCCUUACAAGUACUGUAUUUAAAUUAACUACCUAAAUAAUUAAAAUGCUUAAGACGAAAGUCCAUUAGACUUAAACUACCUAUAAAAAAAGAGCAAUAAAUGUUCUUUCGUCUUAAUUCUGGCUUAGUAGAGAAAAAUAUCUAAAGAAUAAAAAAUGCAGCAAAAAGACCACUACAAGCAUUAUUACAUUUACUACCUAUUUAAACUACCUAUAUCUUGGUAUAUUUUGUUUCUAUAUUCUUAUGUGUGGGGGAAAAAAAGUAUUACAGGUGAUGUGUUUUAUCUUUAUUUCUUAACUCUUGUAAUUACAAAUAAAAUAUAUGGAUUGAAAAUGCAACCGUAAAUGUGUGGGUAAAGUGUUAAUGUGAUUAAUAUUAUUAAAAUGAACUUGUCCAUUUUUUAGUUUUCCUGUAUAGUGUGUAAAAUCACCGCAAUUAUUGUAUUUCAGGUGGAAUUGUUAACAAUUAUUUCAUCCUUAAUUGUACAAAAUAAGCGUAGAUCAGUUAAAAUAGUUACAUUAUUCUGCUUGUAGCUUUCUCGCAUGUGUAAUUUGUCAAUAAAUAAAAAAAUGUUUACAUUUUGUUCAUUUUUUUGUAGUAGGGUAAACUAUGAAGAGUGAUAAUUGUAAAUAAGUUAUAUGUUCUUUAUGCGUUAUAUUAUAUUCAUAUGGAAACAAAAAGAAAUAAACAUUAAAUUGAAUUUUGUUGCAUAAUAAAUAUUUUUUGUUACAGAUAAUAA
Messenger RNA from Bombina bombina (fire-bellied toad), 2106 nucleotides. RefSeq names its product homeobox A7 (gene HOXA7). The record is from RefSeq and is a predicted model, not a curated record. NCBI's taxonomy places the organism in Eukaryota, Metazoa, Chordata, Amphibia, Anura, Bombinatoridae. Gene Ontology annotation, molecular function: RNA polymerase II cis-regulatory region sequence-specific DNA binding; DNA-binding transcription factor activity, RNA polymerase II-specific. The transcript has 2 exons. The coding region runs from base 448 to 1098 and encodes 216 amino acids. Gene Ontology annotation, cellular component: nucleus. Gene Ontology annotation, biological process: regulation of transcription by RNA polymerase II; anterior/posterior pattern specification.